Messenger RNA from Caenorhabditis auriculariae, 2209 nucleotides. Lineage: Eukaryota; Metazoa; Nematoda; Chromadorea; Rhabditida; Rhabditidae. The record is from the annotation of a GenBank genome assembly.
AUGGAGCCGACUCAUAAUUGCUGCCGGUCAGACACAUUGACCUCGUCCGAAUUUCUCGUCGCCGAGAGGCCCGCCGUUUUAGGUCUCGAAGUAAUGGUCAACUGCCGCUUAUUACGUCUUUCACUCGUCUUUGGUUUUCUCCAUAUCGUCUUUCUUCAGGUAAACUGUGUGCUUAGUAUUGAUUUGAACUUUUACUUUAAAAAUUUUAAAAGUAUAAAAAAAGUUUUCCAUACUUAAAAAAAGUCAUCCUGCAUGCGCGCUCGAAUCAUUUCAAAUUCGGGCAGGAAGCAAAACGAGCUUUCACUCUCACUACAAUGAAAAACUGAAUUUGAAAGAUUUGAACGAUAGAAUGUUUCCAAAUAUUCCCAGAACUUUACAGAAAUUUUUGAACUACACAAAUUUACCCUCCUUUCGACAUAAACGCUAUUCCAUUGAAGGUUAGGUUUUUUCGAAGUUCAAAGUUUUACACGGUAACACUUUCAGGAUCUUACUGGUCUACUAAAGAGAUAAAAUACAGGUUAACUAAGCCAAGUAGCUCUUUGCCAGUUGAAGUUUUGCGAGAAGUAUUUCGAAAAGCUUUCAAGGUUUUGAGAACAAAAAAUAAAAUCCACAAUUUUUUUUCAUUCACAGGUGUGGGAAGAAGAUACAGGUCUUGAGUUUGUAGAAACUGCACACGAAUCACCACAUAUUGAUAUUCAAUUCAGAAGCAGAGAACAUGGGGACGGCGAGCCUUUUGAUGGAAAAGGUAAAUGAGAAUCUAAAACUUAUUUUAAAAGCUUUGAAACGAUCCACAAAUAUUUUUUCAGGAGAUGUUCUGGCGCAUGCAUUUUUUCCACGGUAUGGUGGCUCUCUUCAUUUUGACGACGAUGAAGACUGGUCUGCAAGCAGAAACUGUUAGUUUGAUGAGGAAAAUGUUUCUUUGUUCAUUUCAAAAUUGUCCUGAGUGAUCUAAUUUAGGUUAGUAAUAUUAAAUUGGAUAAGUUCGUUUCUGAAUAAAAAAACAUGACUCUUUUUUAAUUUGAAACAGUCAUUUUUUCAAAUUAAACUACAAUCAUUUUUCUCUUAAACUGAAGUAUUCUAUUCUAAUAGUUAUCAUAAACUUAUCGGUUUUCUAUGUUUGAUUCAUAUAUUUUUAGACCGGCAAUUUACGGAAACUUCCAUUGCUUUUUCAUUCCUAAUUGUUUUCAGUCGGAGUCGAUCUUUACGCUGUAGCAGUUCACGAAAUCGGCCACGCCCUUGGCUUGAAGCAUUCGCAUGUUUCGACUGCAAUCAUGGCCCCUUUUUAUAAACAAUAUACUGGCAAUGGUCUUCACCUUCACAACGGUUUUUUUUCCAUGAUUCAAUAAAUAUUUCAUUGAACAGACGACAAACUGGCUGUCAAAAGACUCUACGGACCGGCCAAGGAACAGAGAGAGAAAAGGCUUAUAAAGUUUUGCCAGAUACCUUAUUACGAUGCAAUAUUCCAAAUGGCCAACGGAUCACAAUAUUUCUUCAAAGGUAGAUUUUCCCUGCUUUACUCAAACAUAAAUUUCUUGGAUGUCAGCUUGUAGACGAUGAUUGAUUUUCAUCACGCAUUUAAAGACAAAUAUAUUUUUCCCUCCUCGUUUUUAAAAUUAAUAAGGUCACAUUUCAGGCAAGGAAUUUGUAAAAUUCCCGUCCAAGGGGAUGAAUCAAUACCCGCAACUUAUCGAAUCGGUUUUUCCAGUGGAAGGACCGUUAGAUGCUGCCACAACGGACUCAUACGGGAACAUUUACUUGUUUAAAGUUUGAAAUUUUUGUAACUAACCUUGAAGUUUUCAUUCUGAAUUAGUUUAAUUAAUCUUCUCCUGUAUUACAGAAUUUUCAAUAUUGGCUUCUCGCAAGAAAUGGCAAAGUCUAUGCAGGAUACCCAAAGGUUUUUUUUUAUUUGGUCUUUUGUUCAUUGUUUUUCAGAAUAUUUCCGAGGGACUUGUCAGUAUGCCCGGCAGAAUUGACGCAGCAAUGCUAUGGGACCAUUCAACUCAAUAUUUUUUUCAAAGGUUUAUACUAAAACUUAAUUUGAAACAAAAAUCUUAUUAGGACGUCAGUACUGGCCCUAUUCGCGUUUUGGAAUGUCACCUUCUUGGCCCCGCAGGAUCGAAGAAAUAUUCAGAAAAUCGAAUGAAGUUCAAUAAAAUAUACGAAUGAAACAAGGUUUUUUGUUUCCAGACGCCAAUGCCAACUUCGAUAG